Aspergillus niger is the source of this 1491-nucleotide messenger RNA. RefSeq lists its product as uncharacterized. NCBI's taxonomy places the organism in Eukaryota, Fungi, Ascomycota, Eurotiomycetes, Eurotiales, Aspergillaceae. Bases 1 to 1491 code for a protein of 496 amino acids. Gene Ontology annotation, cellular component: membrane. The record is from RefSeq and is a predicted model, not a curated record. Gene Ontology annotation, molecular function: sucrose:proton symporter activity. Gene Ontology annotation, biological process: transmembrane transport. The transcript has 4 exons.
AUGCCUUCUGCUAGCCCGACACUGUCAUUAUCUGAUCACGAUGAUGAGAGCCAGGAAGAUUCUGUACCUCUAAUCGUCAUGAACGAGGCACAUGAAGAGCUGCAAGAUACCAGUCCGCCAGCAGAUAUCUUCGAAGUACUUGUUCUGGCUAGUGGAUUUGGGACUAAUACUCAGGCACAGCUACUGUCCGUUGGGAUCAGCCAAGCGGCAACGGGAUUGGCCUGGCUGGCCGGACCGCUUGCGGGGACUUUCUUUCAGCCUUUGAUCGGUAUAAUAAGUGACAAAUUUGGUCAUCAGAAAAUAAUCGUCGCUACUGGCGUCAUUGGUCUCGUUGCCUCGCUUUUAGGGCUCGGCUGGGCGCCAGAUCUGAAAGAGCAAAGCAGUGAAAUAGCCAAGGCUUUGGUGUUAUUUUUUAUCUGCACUCUGAACCUUGCCGUACAGCCAGUUCAGCUCGGUCUACGGGUCCUAAUCAUAGAACUCUGUCGUCCGGAACAGCAGAUCAUGGCGUCUGCUUGGGUUACGCGCAUGAUCGGGAUAGGAAAUAUCAUUGCGCAGCUGGCUGGAUCGAUUGACACGACGAAAUUACGGCCGUUCACGACUGGGUACCAUUUUAAGGAUUUAUGUCUGUUGACGUCGAUUGGUCUUAUUAUUACUGCAACCAGUCUGGGACUGUUUGUUAGGGCCGUGACAGAUCCCAUAUCUCCACCUGAGAGACGAAAUAAUCAGCAAAGCAGGCUCGUAGGGUCGUGGAAGGCCAUAAGGACUGUUUUCCCGGGUGCAAUGAGCGUUUGGAGGGUUCAGGUAUUUUCUUGGAUGGGGUGGUUCCAAUUUCUCUACUAUGCCACUAUGUACAUCGAUUCUCUUGUUCGAACGCUGGAGCUUCUGCUGACUCAUCUAAUAGCUUUAAAUGAUCUCCUGCAGGAUGCAAAUAUAACAGACGAGGAAGGUCAACGGUCCAUCAGAACGGAGUCUUUACAAUUCGGGCCCAGAGCAAUGCUUCUAAACGCUUGCGUAUCGUUCGUUUCAAGCAUGCUACUUCCCUGGCUAUUCAAAUACAAUGAGCGGUCAAAAGGAAAGUCCAGCAAUCACCUAACGCUAUCAAACAUCUGGGCGAUAUCCCAGGCACUGUUCGGAGCAGGCAUGAUACUCACUUUAUGGGUAUCGUCAGUUAUCGGUGCAACAUUCAUUAUCAGCAUUCUUGGCCUCAGCUGGUGCUGCACGGCCUGGAUCCCCUUUACAUUGAUGAGUACGAAAAUCUUACAGGAAUCGAGGAACGCCUUACGUCCCCACAAUCCGGGUUUAAUAAUGAGUUUGCAUAAUGUGUCUAUUGCAGCACCGCAAAUCCUCGCUGCUUUGAUUGCAGGGUUGGUUUUUUGGGUUUCUCAGGAUGGGGAGAACCAGGCUAGAUAUGUACUUGCUGUAGGUGGGUUGUUCGGACUGGGUGCUGCGUGGAUGGCAAGGGGUUUAACUAUUGAAAAGGAGUUGCAUUAG